AUGUCUGAGUUCGAAUUACCACCAAAUUACGUCUCUGCCUCCAAUGAUUUCCGUUCCGAUACCUUCACCACUCCAACUAGUGAAAUGAUCCAAGUGGCUUUAUCUGCCACGAAAGGUGAUGCCGUUUACGGUGAAGACACUGAUACUGUUUUAUUGGAAAAGACUAUCGCUAAAACGUUCGGUUACGAUGCCGGUUUGUUCUGUGUUUCUGGUACUUUAUCCAACCAGAUCGCUUUGAGAACUCAUUUGACCCAACCUCCAUAUUCCAUCCUUUGUGAUUACAGAGCCCAUGUAUACACUCACGAAGCUGCUGGUUUGGCUAUCCUAUCCCAGUCAAUGGUUGUCCCAGUUAUUCCUUCAAACGGUAACUACCUGACGUUGGAAGACAUCCAAUCUCAUUACAUCCCAGAUGAUGGUGAUAUCCAUGGUGCUCCAACUAGAGUUAUUUCUCUAGAAAAUACUUUACACGGUAUCUUAUAUCCAUUGGAGGAAUUAUUCCGUAUCAGAACCUGGUGUAAGGCUAACAAUUUAUUAUUACACUGUGAUGGUGCUAGAAUUUUCAAUGCUUGUGCUGAAUCUGGUGUACCAUCCAAACAAUUUGCUGAAAUCUUUGACUCUAUAUCUGUCUGUUUGUCAAAGUCCGUUGGUGCUCCAAUCGGUUCUGUCUUAGUAGGUGACGUAAAAUUCAUCAAGAAGGCUAACCAUUUCAGAAAACAACAGGGUGGUGGUAUCAGACAAUCUGGUAUGAUCUCGAGAAUGGCUCUUUACUGUGUUGACGGUGACUGGAAAGAAAAAAUCAGAUACUCUCACUCUUUGGCUCACAACUUAGCCGCUUUCUGCAAACAAGAAGGUAUUCCAUUAGAAUCCCCAGCUGAUACUAACUUCGUUUUCAUUGACUUACAAAAAGCAAAGAUGGACCCUGAUGUUUUAGUCAAGAAAGGUCUAAAAUACGGUGUCAAGCUAAUGGGAGGUAGAGUCUCUUUCCACUACCAAAUUUCUAACGAAUCAUUAGAAAAAGUCAAGCUAGCAGUUAAAGAAUCUUUCGAGUAUGCCAAAACUCAUCCAUACAGUCAAAAUGGUCCAACUCAAAUUUAUAGAAGUGAAUCUACUGAAAAGAUGGAUGUCGAUGGUAAUGCUAUCCGUGACAUUAAAACUUACAAAUACUAG
This is a messenger RNA of Tetrapisispora phaffii CBS 4417, 1167 nucleotides long. RefSeq names its product threonine aldolase GLY1 (gene GLY1). Gene Ontology annotation, molecular function: L-allo-threonine aldolase activity. The record is from RefSeq and is a predicted model, not a curated record. Lineage: Eukaryota; Fungi; Ascomycota; Saccharomycetes; Saccharomycetales; Saccharomycetaceae. Gene Ontology annotation, biological process: L-threonine catabolic process; glycine biosynthetic process. The transcript has a single exon. Gene Ontology annotation, cellular component: cytosol. The coding region runs from base 1 to 1167 and encodes 388 amino acids.